AUGGCUGCGUUGGUUCAAACAAUUCCGCAACAGAGUGGCACGGUACCUGUGCUUCAGACGCGUCCUUCAUCCUCAUCAGGCACCUUCUCUUCUUCCACCCAGAAUCAAGGCUCUCGUAUCCAGACUAUGUCUUGGACAUCAUUCAAUGCUGGUAAUUCCGGGACUUAUCGAGCGGGCCACCCGGUAGUGGCUCCCUAUGCCUACAACCCGAACAUGGGCCAAUCCGUCCAGAAUCGGCAAUCUUGGACACCACAUCUCCGGCCAGAACAUCGCACCUUUUCUGCACCCACCACCCCUCAAGUGCCGGUGAAUCCGACAUACACCGGUGCCAGCCCCCGAUCCUCUCAUCCUGCAGCUGGUUCUCGCACUUCCCUCACGGCCGAGGAGCGACCAGCCGCUCCGUCCCCUAUCUACCGCCAACCUUCCCUCCCCCCGAUCAUGAACAUCUCGUCACCGAAACCCUCCCCGAAUCGGUAUCGUCGUACCCCUCAACGAGCGGAAGCCGCACCAUCAUCGCCUGCUCCCUCGCCGAUUCCGACCGUGAUUGUCGAUGACUUUGGUGGCCCUCGACCAGUUCGACCCAGCGCUCACAGUCGCGUCUCAAGUGUGGAUGAUUCAUCUUAUGUCGAUAGGGCCCAGCCUGAACGAUAUCGACGACGAAGUCUGGGCAAUAUGGAUGCCGCGGCGUACCCAAACCUGCCGCUGGAUUUCCCGACCUCACCUUCCUCUCAACCUCAAUCGGGAUCCUACGACUUUAUCACAUUUGAUGCCAACCAACGGCCUGCGUCCUCUCACUCUCAGCGGGACAGCGUGGGCAGCGUUAACUCGACACACUCGUCGGCCUCCUCGGUAGGAUCAUUCACAAGGUCGCAUGGAAAUGAUGCAGCGCUAACGGUGUCGAUUUCACAGGCACGAGAAGGGACACCAUCGGAAUCCAACUCCGUCACUAGCAAGACCGGCAAGACAGAAGAAAAACGUACGAGCAAGCCAUCGCCAUUAUCGCAACCGGUAUCGACAGAACCCGAAGCCCCCAAACCCAAACCUCCAGCCGAAGCUCCGAAAAAGCCACCACCGCCUACACUGGAUUCUCCUGCUGCGAAGCGUCUCAACGAUUUGAAAAUGGACACGAAGCGCCCCGGGAAAUCACGCCUGAGACGGGCUUUCUCGUUCGGCAGUGCCUCCGAGCUCCUCAAGACAUCUGCACAAAGCAAUGCUUCCAAGCGGGAAGCAUUUGCCGCGGACCAGGCGCGCCGUGAAGCUCUGAGAGAACAACUUGGCCCGGAACAGGCCGCUAUUGCCGAGCAGCAGGAACUGAGCGGACUAGGUGAAAGCAUCUACUCCCAUCAAGGCCAUUUCUUCACCGGGUCCAACGAUAACCUGUCAGUGUCAUCGACCGCCUCAUCAGCGUCGAUGAUGCUUCGCAAGAUGGGCAAGGGCAUGAAGCGCUCUACUCGCUCAUUGGUUGGCAUGUUCCGUCCUAAAUCCGUGGCCAGCAUCAAUUCCAUGGAGGGUGCGAUCCCCGAAAUUCCAGCCCCGCAGAUCACCGUGGUGAACGUUGAGGCAGAACGGGAGCGUGUCGCUGUCAACCCCGACCCCGCAGAUUUGCCCCGUGGGGCUACUGUCUUCCCUAAGGUUGACAAUGCAUCGGAGGUCAGACGAUCCGUUUCCAUUCGGGAAAGAGCCGCAUCGGAGAACUCUCAGUCGCGUAAGAGCAUCAUGGGAGGAGACCGAGAACGGGCGGAGAUCCUGGCGGCCGUCCGCAAGGGUAUCUUGAAGAAAACUCACUCGGACUUCGGUGUCUCCUCGCCUGCACACGCACUCCCCGGUGGUGAUUCACCGCACUCUAGUGCUCCUCCCACACCCGACGAGUCGUCACGAUCCCCAGCUCACCAAAACGAUCCGGUGAAGAUUGCGGGCGAGGACUACUUCCUCUCGGCGCGGUUUUCGUCUUCUGAAGCGAAGAGUGCGCCCAUCACCCCGUCAACUGUUGCUGGUAGAAAUAUCGUCUUCAGUCCUCGCAUCCAGUUCCACGAAACCUGGCCUAGCGGCGAGUACGAUCGACGUGGAGAGAUUGCGACUUGCAACCGUCUCACCCCGUUGCUUGCUCAACAGAUUCGGGAGGAGAUUAAUAACUUCAAGAUGGAGAUGGAAGUUCAUGAGAAUUCCAAGAUCUACACGCAUUUCAUUUAA
Molecule: messenger RNA, 2190 nt
Organism: Penicillium psychrosexuale
Lineage: Eukaryota; Fungi; Ascomycota; Eurotiomycetes; Eurotiales; Aspergillaceae
Exons: 4
Coding region: 1-2190 (729 amino acids)
Biological process (GO): actin cytoskeleton organization
Molecular function (GO): actin binding
Source: RefSeq, a predicted model, not a curated record